This is a messenger RNA of Stylophora pistillata, 4736 nucleotides long. RefSeq lists its product as uncharacterized. The record is from RefSeq and is a predicted model, not a curated record. Lineage: Eukaryota; Metazoa; Cnidaria; Anthozoa; Scleractinia; Pocilloporidae.
UCUCUUGAUAAUAAGCGUGGCAAGUAGUUAAAGAUGUUUCGUAGUGUAGUGUUUUGUAGUUUUUGGGCCCUAAAGCGCUCUAAUUUCGUCUUAAAAGUGUCCGAUAGAUUGUUGACGAAUGAGCGGGUGGUGACAUAGAAAACUGUGAAAACUCUCAGUUGACACCCACAAAUCCCUCACAUCUCUUGUUAUUUUGUAUCACUCAGCGUUUUAAUACUCUUUAAAUAAUGUUCGAUAGCGAUGUAUACCUAGCCUCAGCAAGCUCUACCGAGAGUUGUAUUACAUCGAAUUUAAGUUGCAACGAAGAAAUAGAACUUGCAAGUACGGUUGAGACCUACGAAGGACAACCAAGUGAAUCAAACGAAGAUUUCGACUAAGACCUACCAAGACGGUUACUCGUCUGCAGUGUUCAUGUCAAGAUUGUAAGAAAAACUCCCAUGACUGAAUGUUUGUGUUUGUUUUCUGUGGCAAAAUCUAUGUUGAGAAUGGGUAGCUGUGUUCGUUUCUGUCGCCAUAACAUAUUGUUGCUUCUCAUUAAGAGCGGUGAAGGUUCCCCUUGCUUAGCGUUCGUUUGAGCAAACAAAAAGCCAACUUUUGAGGGCAACAUCGAGAGAAUCUGCUGUAUUACGAAGCGUGACGACCUUUCGCCGAGAAGUCAUCUGCCAGUUUUACUGCAAGUUGCUCCUUUCAUCUGAGAUUGCAGACAGAGGCUAUGGUCGUCGAACCGGGCAAACGGAAAACGAGUGAGCUUAUAGUCCUCUGAUUCAAGUUCAUCUCUAAUGUGGAUUUUAAUAGAGAAAAACUUCUUUGGUUUAAGUGCAGCAAGUCGCAAGACCAAUUUCGCCCACUGGCAAAUAACUGACAUCAGUGUUGUAAAUUAAAAGUGCAUAUAAUGCCUAGAUUUUCACACCACUUGUGUUUCACAGCUAAUCUCGUUGCACUGCAGCUAUCACAAUGACCUUGCUAUUGUUGCUAGCUUUAUUCUCUUGAGGGCAGGGGGGAGGGGGGUUGAUGGCUCUUGAGGUGCAUCGUAAACCCAGUUUGGGAGAGUACACGGCCCCCUUCGAAUUUUUGUUUAGGCCAGGAUCCGCUAGAGGUUUCACACUGUUCAGGCGACAGGAUGUUAGUGAGAUUAGGAAAGAGCUUGACCUCUAUUACAAAUGGCGUAUCAUCUGUUAUUAAAGUAAUAUGGAAACUACAAUUGGUAGGAUUUUCAAACGACAAGAAAAGUGCAAAUGUAUUAAUGGAGAGACAAGGCUAUGAGUACAUCUCAAACGCGUGAAGUAAACGACGACAAGAAGCUCUCCAUUCUUCAGACGAAAAGAAUGUGGAACAAUCAGGUCCGGUGUUGGAACAGGCCCUUUAAUCAGCAUCAUUAAGUUAGCUGAAUUCAUUGGCCGUCUCCCCUGAUUUGACUAGUGGUAUGUGUUCGUAACAUCCGUCUUCGAAUCCGGAACGGAGCAUAAGGCCGAAGGCUUUAAAGAGCAAAAUAUCCUCGAUGUCGACGAUCAAACCGGUCCAUUUUAGCCAAACAGCGACAUCCUUUGGAAAGCAGGGUAUAGAAAUACCCUGUGUGUGAUUCACGCCUACGAUGCGAAGCGUUACUAAACUUGAAGGUUACUGAUGUACAGAAAGCCGAUUUAUUUUUGGACUGGUUGCCAAUGGUAACAGUCAAACUACAAUUCUGGCCGGCAGUCCACGCAUCUCUACGCGGCCUUUUUGCGGAUGUCUUCUGUUGACUUUUAGACCAGUAUUAAAUUUGUCGCGUCUAUUUAAAUAAAAAAGGCUACUUCGUCCCCAGAUUCCCUGCGACAGCAUUCUGGCGCCAAAACAGGGUAACUACACAAGAGGUUAUUUAUAUGAAGUAUAUAUUAAAAAUCCUUAUUACCCCAAGUGCAACUCAUAUGUGUGCAUUCUUAUUGAAGCUAGCAUUAUUUGUCGUUCCUGCCUUGCAAUACGUUCGGUCCCUUCUUGAUUUCUCCUAUCUUCACCAUAGUUGCCGACGUGUCUUCACAGUUUUCUUCGUCACAGCUUUGUAGCAUGAUCGUUUUGGCCGCGCGAUGAAUUAGACACCUUAUUGGUCGCCAAAUCGUACUUUCGAUGCGCAAAAAAAUGGUCAAAGAGAACCCGCUAGGCGCGUAGGUCUAUCAUCUCAGACUUGAAACACAAAUAUCAACCAGAAGACGCAUCAUAGUGUCAAAGGCACUUUAAAGAGUUUUAAACUAAUAAUUAUGUUCAUUUUAAUUACAAGAGCGCAUCUGUUGAAUCUCCUUUUUAUUUUGCCGUUUGCAGUUCUCAAAACUAUGAUACAUGUUGAUUUUCUGUGGUUCCUUUGGUUAUUUAGAAAAAGAGCUUAUAAUUGCCCUUAUCAUUCCUACCGUCGUUGUGGUGCUUUUCUGUUGUUGUCUUUUGCCAUGGUGGGUGGCAAAGAAAUGUAAAAAAGACCGCAAAGAAACUGUUUCUUCUAGUGACGCUCAAUCACUCUCCAGUAAUCACGGCUCCCUGUCAGACGGUGAACCACGUGAUUAUGUCAUGCCAGGACCUCAGCCUCCAGUGCCUGCAAAUGCUGUCGUAGACAACUCUCGAAAGAAAGACAAAAAGAAAAAUAAGGAAACUGCCGAGCAGAAGCCUGUUGACGAUCAGUAUGCUUUAGUGGACAAGUCUAAGAAGAAAAAGAAAAAUGAAGUGGAUAACACCUACGCUGAAGUCGACAUGUCAAAGAAAUCAAAAAAGCCCAAGCCCGGUGAAGUUCUUUACGCUGACAGGGGUGAAUUCCAUCAGAUGAAGAAAAUGCCUGAAGUAUCCACCUCCCCGAAAACCCUGCCUCCGAUCAAACGGCCGGAAGCUUAUGUUGAAACACAGUAUGCCGACAUUACCCAGCAUCUGAAGGGAAACCCUGAAGACACAGGUGCUGAGCUUCCCAAAGAGAGAACCACCCCAGCUGUCAGUAUUACUGCCACUGGCAGCAAGGUGGAAUCCUCAGCUGGGAACACAGAGGCAACUGACGAGACACAAUUUUAGUCUCAACUGAGGUUGUAAAACGUUAGAGGAGCAGCAGUUGUUUCACAAGACAAUGGAAAUCGUAGCCUUAGUGAUUAAUUCUCAUGUUUCUUAGUUAUUUUCCCGCAGGCAUAAAAAUUUAUCAUAAAGUAGGAUAAAUUUUGCGUGAUGUAUUUUUAUAACACCGUAAGAGUUUAGUAUUGUUAAGAUGCAAGUGUGCGUACGAUUUGUUGCUUCGUAAAACAAGCGUUUCGUAUUUCUUUUGUUUUGGUUUUUCUUUUUGUUUUUUAUUUUUUUUCUUGUUUUGUCGUACGGUGUGGUUUUUGAUUUUGAAUAAUCGUUUACCUAUAUGUUUUUGGAAUUUAAAAUGCGAACUUGUGAACGUCAAUAGAGUCCUAAAGUGUGACGUCACGUCACCAUGGCCCAAAAAAUUUCAGUUCUAAACAAUACGGAUUAUCUCAUGCGCGUGGGUCACGUAGCCAUUGUGUGGAGGUGUUUUGCAACAAAGGAAGUUUCGAAGACUUACCCCUCGGUCAUACUCGCUCUUGAAAUCACUCUGAAGCAUGCUUGCUUGUGACGUCAGACAAGCAAACCCAAGCACGAGCUAGAGAUUGGAGCAAGCGGGAUCUGGUCACAUUGAAAGAACAACAGCCUGCUUAUUUUUGUCGCGGAGAUCGAGAUGUCAAACAAUGCUUCACCUGAUUGGUCAAUUGUUUAUCUAGCUUAGCUCAAGAGCACUCCGUAGCGCUCUUGUGUUAAGCUGCGUUUCUCUUGAAGUUUAAGCAGCUCCGCCUUCUUUCUUAAGCAAGCAAGCAUUGCCAAGUUUGGUCGGUCACAUUUAUAACAAGCUACGAAUUUGCUAGAUAAACAAAAAUUGACCAAGCAAGCAUGAUCCUUGCGCAAGUGUAACCGAGGGGUAAUAAAGGUUAUUUCCAUUUUCAAAAUGGUCACCUUUGUUAAGAAAAAGGAGUUUUUUGGGUUAAAAUGGUGUACUGCUUUGCCCCAUCAUGCAGCCAUUCAUCGGAGAGCCAUACAUGCAAGUUCUUCGCUUUUCCAAGCGCAGACAAAGGAAAGGAUGAGUUCAAACAAUGGAUCCGUCUGAUUAGGUUAAAGACAGUAUUCAUGGAAUUUCUGUUCUCUUGGAAAUAACGUAAAUGACGUAAAAGUACGGCAAUUUUGAGCGAAUGCGCUUAUUUCAUCAACUCGGUCAAUCCCGUGGAAAUUUACGAUCGUCGCAUGUCGCACAGUUGCAUGUGGUGUUUAUCCUUGAUUUAUGAGUGCUUUUGUACAAUGUAUCACGCUUUUUUUUAAAAUAUGCGUUACCCCAAAUUGUGAACCCUAAUUGAGCCUGAAUCGAACUGUUACAGGGGGCAACAUAAAUUUGUGAUCACCAUGGGCUAGCAGAAAUCUUUGAGGCGGUGAAUUCUUGGGAAAUGUCAAAACUAAAUAUUUCUUACAACAGAUCACAAUUUAAUGGAAAUUCUUUGUUUUGCUUAUAAUCUGUUUCGUAACAUAGUUUAUACAUAGAUGAAAAGAUAAAAUCUACCGAUAUACCGGAAUGGUAGCCUUUUUUCAAAAAUAGCUCCCAUCUCAUACAACUUGCAGCUCAGUUGUAGGUAUUUUCCUUAAAAUUUUGCAAGUAUAAUCAAUCAACUUCAUAGCGACCAUAACGCAUAUUUUUUUGACUGGGUAGAAAACCCUUAUAAACAUAGGUAGUCAAAAAUUGGAAAGUGAAG